UUGUUGCUGUUGUAAAACAUUAAGGUCUACACACCAUGGUGCAUGACUUGUGAUGCUGUGAGCAAGCAAGUAGAAAAAUUGGCGAAACAUUUCAGAGGGUUGGAAAGUCUAAGUUUUGCAAGGAUAGAUGCUUCUGCAAAUGAGCAUCCCAAACUUCAGGUCACAGACUACCCGACACUACUGUUUUAUCCAGCAGUGGAUAAAUCAAAUCCAAUUGCAUUGCCUACAAAGUCCAGUUUGAAGGAUUUGGGAGCGUUCACCAAGAAAAAUGUUAAAGCUGAAGAACAUGCAAAUAAAGAUGAAUUGUAGAAUGCAGAAUCCUUCUUUCGUUAAAUAGUAUACUAGUUUUUACAUUGCCAAAUAUCUUAACUUCAGCAAAAUCACUAGUAUAAGAAGAGGUUUAGAAAACAUUUGUGUAGAUUCCAAGAAGAUUAACUUUAUGAAACCAAUUUUGUAAUAGAAACCACAGUAAUUUUAGACUGAUUUUUUAAGAGGGAAAAAGAUGUUGGUUCCUGAUCCAAUUGAAGAUGGUCCAUCUUUCCUUACAUUUGUAAGUGUGAACUACUCAUAGGAAUUGAUGUGAGGCCCAUAUCAAGUAAACUUACCAAAUUACCCGUGCAUGUUUACUGAUGUACUGUU
This is a messenger RNA of Beta vulgaris subsp. vulgaris (sugar beet), 639 nucleotides long. Its product is annotated as protein disulfide isomerase-like 1-6. Bases 43 to 309 code for a protein of 88 amino acids. The transcript is spliced from 3 exons. Gene Ontology annotation, biological process: response to endoplasmic reticulum stress; protein folding. Lineage: Eukaryota; Viridiplantae; Streptophyta; Magnoliopsida; Caryophyllales; Amaranthaceae. The record is from RefSeq and is a predicted model, not a curated record. Gene Ontology annotation, molecular function: protein disulfide isomerase activity. Gene Ontology annotation, cellular component: endoplasmic reticulum.